Molecule: messenger RNA, 996 nt
Organism: Prorocentrum cordatum
Lineage: Eukaryota; Dinophyceae; Prorocentrales; Prorocentraceae
Source: the annotation of a GenBank genome assembly
GCAGGCGCAGGCGACGCCGUAGGCGUGGCCAGCGCUGCAGACGCAGCCAGUGCUGCAGAUGCAGCCGGCGCUGCAGACGCAGCGGGCGCUGCAGACGCAGCGGGCGCUGCAGACGGCGGCACGGACGGGAUCGAGCUCGAGUUUUAGGAGGCUACUCUUCCUUCAGCCUUCUCUUCCACCCGCUGGCCAUGGCCGAUCUGGUCUGCAGUGUGGAGGAGCUGAGGAGAGAAGCUGGUGGAUGCGGUGUCGACUAGGCUCGCUAGCCUGCCAGCGCUGCUCUGGAGUGAUUGUCGGAGCUCCGCGCGGAAUGCUCUGGUCGUUGCCUGGCCCCCCUCGUGGCGGCGCCUCCAUCGGCGUCCGACGAGGCACACAGGAGGAAACGGAUGAAGAGCAGAGACCAUUGGCGUACACAAUGUGCGCCGCCCGUUGUUCACGAUUGUUAGGACGGCAGCUCGCGACGAAGGCCUCGGGUACGCCACUGCUUUUUGCCAGGCCGUGGGGCAUGACUGCCCGGCCCGCGCCGCACUUUGGCAUCCUUGUUCGCCUUUCAUCCCAGGGAUCUCCGAUCUCUAUCGGUCCAACUCUGCCUCGAUUCUACCUUCGUCUCACUCUCGCCGCCCGCUCCCUGUAAUGUAAGGCCCUUCGCGCACGGGCUCGCACGGAGAUCCGCCACCGGCCUCGGUGCGCCCAGUGCGCGCGCUCGGGCGCUGGUCUCGGGGCGCUCUGCUGGCCCACGUUUUCCGCCCCAGCAUCGGCGAACACCCGCGUAGAGUUCACGCAGGCACAUAGAAGCACGUGCUUUGAACGAAAGGUGUUCGUUGAGAUCAACUUGUCUUGGGCACAGCCCCCGUGCACGGCCGCAGCUUAAAAUCGGCAUACGCUUGCAGGCGCAGGUCCUGUCACCCCUCGGAGUCUAUGGACUGUGACUGGCUUGUGGGUCCGUACGCGCUGCAAAUCGCCGUCGUGCUUCUAUUAUCGUUCUUCCUUUCCAGCUGC